Anguilla anguilla (European eel) is the source of this 2376-nucleotide messenger RNA. RefSeq names its product pinopsin-like. Gene Ontology annotation, cellular component: membrane; photoreceptor outer segment. The coding region runs from base 1 to 1188 and encodes 395 amino acids. Gene Ontology annotation, molecular function: G protein-coupled receptor activity. Gene Ontology annotation, biological process: visual perception; G protein-coupled receptor signaling pathway. The record is from RefSeq and is a predicted model, not a curated record. The transcript has 4 exons. Lineage: Eukaryota; Metazoa; Chordata; Actinopteri; Anguilliformes; Anguillidae.
AUGAUUGUGUCUAACGUGAGCAUCAGCAGUUGCACAAGGUCUGAAGGCGCUUGGUGUGCCACCGGCAGCGAUGGGCACCUGGAUGCGUCCUCUCAUAGUACGCUGAGCCCGACAGGGCACCUGGUCGUGGCGGUGUUUCUUGGAUUCAUCGGCACCUUUGGUUUCCUCAACAACCUGCUUGUUCUCGUGCUCUUUUGCCGCUACAAAAAGCUUCGGUCGCCCAUAAACCUGCUGUUGAUGAAUAUUUCCUUCAGUGAUCUGCUGGUCUGUGUUCUUGGAACUCCGUUCAGCUUUGCUGCCAGCACGCAGGGACGGUGGCUCAUCGGACCGAUCGGAUGUGUGUGGUAUGGCUUCGCUAAUACAUUAUUCGGUGUGGUGUCUCUUAUCACGUUGGCUGUGCUGUCCUACGAGCGUUACUGUACCAUGAUGGCCUCCACAGAGGCCGAUGCCACCAACUAUCGCAAGAGUGGCUUGGGCAUCGGGCUGUCCUGGGCCUACUCGCUGCUGUGGGCGGUGCCGCCCCUCUUCGGCUGGAGCCGAUACGGGCCGGAGGGCCCCGGGACCACCUGCUCCGUGAACUGGGCCGCCAAGAGCGCCAACAACGUUUCCUACAUCAUCUGCCUCUUUUUCUUCUGCCUCAUCCUCCCAUUCGUCGUCAUUGUCUACAGCUAUAGUAAGCUGCUGCACGUCAUUAAACAGGUGAGCAGAGUCAACAGCUCUGUGACUCGUAAACGUGAACAGCGGGUGCUCUUCAUGGUAAUCACCAUGGUGAUCUGCUACCUGCUGUGCUGGCUGCCCUACGGCGUCAUGGCUCUUCUGGCCACUUUUGGCCGCCCAGGUCUGGUCACGCCCGAGGCCAGCAUUAUCCCGUCCAUCUUGGCGAAAACCAGCACCGUCAUCAACCCCAUCAUCUACAUCUUCAUGAACAAGCAGUUUUACAGAUGUUUCCUGGCUCUUCUGAUGUGCCAGACACCCCAGAGAGGCUCCAGCUUCAAGAGCUCAUCCAAAAUCAACAAGCCCUUCCGAACCGUGCGCCAUACCAACGACAACAACUUCACUUUCGUGGUGGCCUCCGCUGGACACCCCACCACCGGCGCCCCCAACCCCUCCAGCAGUGGGGAACACAGGGCCCCCUCGGAUAUCCCAAAACCCGCUGUCGUUUCUCUGGUGGCUCACUACGACUGCUGAAUCUCCACAGUCAGGGAACAAGCCAAGACAAACUGAAGACAUUCAGUGCCCUGAAAUAAGGCAGUGCUAUCGCCAAUAGACUGAAAUAUUUACUAAUGAGGUGACAACUAGAGGUUGUAAGAAAGAUAUAUUUAGAAAUAUGAAAUUCUGAAAUUACUCUCCCUAAAGGUUGGUACGGUUGGUAAACUUUUUCUAUAAUUUCAUAUCGCCCUCCACAGAAUUUACCUAGUGCUCUCAGGGUUCUAGUGGGGCAUUUCUAAUGGAGACAACAUAUUUACUUCAAUGUUCACAACUGUUGUAUCUUUGACAUUUUUAUAUUUAGUCAGAAGUGUUUUCUUUUUCAGAAAUUUACCGGCAAAGAUAAAAAAAUAUAUACUGUACACAUGUAAAAGCCUUGACAUUUUAUAUCAUAUCAAGAUUUGUUAUUCAAAGACAGUGAAUAACCUAUCCCUGUCCCAUUCAUUUGACAGAAUUAAUUGGCCCUUCAGACUGAGAACUGAGUGUGAUCCUGAACCUGUUUCUAUGUAUUAUUAAGUUUCUCAGGCUCAUCAAGUAUCAUCUGUCACUGGCCGAUUCCUUUUUAAAAUCAACAACAAAGGGAUAGAAGAAAAGGUGAAAAGUGCAGUAAAGUAGAAAUAAUCGUGAAGAUGGGGUGAAAUGCCCAAAACCACUGACACAGACUGAAGGUACACAAUGAUUUACCUGCAGGCAAACCCGGUUUUGCUUCAUAAGGUAUGACCAAUAGGGGUUGUGUGAGAAUUUCUCUUCUGAAUCUCUGUGUAACAUUCCAACAAUUUAAAUUACAAUAUAACUAAAAGAUUGGAUUUUUUAAAAUUAUUUCCAUAACCAGAGACCAGAGAUCUGUUUUUCAAAUCAAAAAGAGCACUGUGAUUUUUUGUUAUUAUUUCUAAUUGGAUUACUAUAAACGUUGCAAAGGAAAAGGUACUACAUUUCGGCGAUCACAAUAAAAAGCUAUCUGCUAGGGUGUGUAGAUGUUGUGUAUGGAUGAGCCUCAUGGCCAAGGAUCGUUUUGGGAAUGUGCCAGUGCUGACUGUGGCCAGUAGCUCAGUAAGCACCCAGUGGACUGCAGUGAAAGCUGCGUAUGAAAGGUCUUCCUCCAAUUCCACUCUAAUCAAGCUCCGCGGUGUGAAAAGAAGCAACUGGCAACGCCGUGUGUUUUGGAGGAGA